This is a messenger RNA of Abrus precatorius (Indian licorice), 3271 nucleotides long. Its product is annotated as protein QUIRKY. The transcript has a single exon. The record is from RefSeq and is a predicted model, not a curated record. Bases 109 to 3198 code for a protein of 1029 amino acids. Lineage: Eukaryota; Viridiplantae; Streptophyta; Magnoliopsida; Fabales; Fabaceae.
AAAGCCUAAUCCAGGAGUAACAAACCGUUUGAAUCACAAAGGACAUGAGAUAAUAUAAUACAAAAACUAAAACGCAUCGUUUCGAGACCCUCAUCGCUAGUUGAAAGAAUGGGCACCGUUCGUAAACUCAUCGUUGAGGUCGUCGACGCUCACAACCUCGUCCCCAAGGACGGCCACGGAACCUCCAGCCCCUACGUCGUCGUUGACUUCUACGGUCAACGGAAGAAGACUCGAACCGCAGUUCGCGACCUGAACCCUGUCUGGAAUGAGACGCUGUCGUUUAACGUGGGCGCCUCCUCUGACAUUUUCGGCGACAUGCUCGAACUUGACGUUUACCACGACAAGAGUCAUGGGUCGACCCGGCGAAACAACUCGCUGGGACGGAUCCGACUCAGUUCCACACAUUUCGUGAAGAAAGGCGAAGAGGCUUUGAUAUAUUACGUGUUGGAGAAGAAGCACAUUCUCAGCAUGAUCCAAGGUGAGAUCGGUUUGAAAAUCUACUACGUUGAUGAAAAGGUUCCGCCGCCAGUUCCACCGGAACCACAAGCACCGCCACCGCCGGAACAACAACCGGCGCCUCCGGCCGAGAAUGAAAAAGUAGAAGAACCAACAGUGGAGGCACCGUCUGAACCACCACCGGAAGGUGACAAACCUAAAGAAGAGCCACCGGAAGGUGAUAAAGGUAAAGAAGAGCCACCGGAAAAAGAAAUAGAGGAACCUCCGGCACUAACCGAGGCUGAUAAGCCACCCGAGCCUGAGCCCGAGCCCGAACCUGCUAAACCGUUAGAAAGUGCGGAUCAGGUAGAACAGUUACCGCGUGCACCGGUUGAGCCUGACGUGAAUUUAAACGUUAAGGCGGCUUCUGUGUCUAGGUCAAAUUCGGAGAUAAGGUUCAGUGGUAUCAACGGUCCUCAACCAAUCAGAAGGUCUGCAUCGACGGCCAGUUUUACUUCAGAGGCGUCGAGUGAUAGCGUGUUGAUCGAACGGUCCUCGUUUGAUCUGGUGGAGAAGAUGCACUACCUCUUCGUUCACGUGGUGAAAGCGCGGUACUUGCCAACUAACGGUAACCCUGUUGCGAAGAUAGCGGUUUCGGGCCACCACGUCACGUCGAGGCCGGCGCGCAAGACCACGUUGUUCGAGUGGAACCAGACCUUCGCUUUCGCCCGCGACGCACCGGAUUCCUCCUCCAUUCUUGAGGUUUCCGUGUGGGACCCGCGGGACCACGUGGCUGACGUAGACGGUCGUAAUUUGCUUGGUGGAGUGUGUUUUGACGUGAACGAGAUUCCCGUGAGGGACCCACCGGAUAGUCCUCUGGCCCCACAGUGGUACAGAUUGGAAGGUGGUGGGGCCCUCCACGGUGACCUCAUGAUUGCCACGUGGAUCGGAACGCAAGCUGACGAAUCGUUUGCUGACGCGUGGAAAAGUGACACGUACGGUCAUGUGAACUCAAAAGCCAAAGUUUACCAGUCACCGAAACUGUGGUACCUCCGGGCCACUGUUCUCGAAGCUCAAGACGUUAUUCCGUUGUCGUCCAAGGAAGCUUGUUUUCAAGUUAAAGCCCAAGUUGGAUUCCAGGUGCUGAAGUCUAAAACGGCCGUCACUCGAAACGGCACCGUUUCGUGGAACGAAGAUUUUCUCUUCGUGGUAGCAGAGCCUGUCAGCGACCACCUCGUGUUCACCCUGGAAAACCGGCAACACAAAGCCCCGAUGACAAUGGGUAUGCUCAGAAUACCUCUGGUCGCAAUUGAGAGAAGGGUGGAUGACCGGAACGUCGCGUCGCGUUGGUUCACCCUCGACAACCCCAAUGAGGAGAACAACUACAAAGGCAGAGUGCACCUUCGCUUGUGCUUUGACGGUGGGUAUCACGUGAUGGACGAGGCAGCGCACGUGUGCAGCGAUUACCGGCCCACGGCAAGGCAACUUUGGAAGACACCGGUUGGCACGGUCGAGCUCGGCAUCAUUGGUUGCAAGAAUUUAAUCCCGAUGAAGACGGUAAACGGUAAAAGCUCUACCGACGCGUACUGCGUAGCCAAAUACGGUAACAAAUGGGUUCGUACGCGAACCGUAUCGGAUAACUUGGAGCCCAAGUGGAACGAACAGUACACGUGGAAGGUGUAUGAUCCUUGCACCGUAUUAAGCAUUGGAGUGUUUGAUAGUUGGGCAAUGUUCGAGUUAGACAGAGAAAAUAACCCUAACGAAUCCACAAGACCUGAUUUCCGUAUAGGAAAAGUACGCGUCCGUAUUUCUACGCUCCAAACGGGUAAAGUGUACAGAAAUACGUAUCCUCUGCUUGUGCUAACUCACGCGGGAUUAAAAAAAAUGGGGGAAAUAGAGAUAGCAAUAAGGUUCCUUCGCACCACUCAACGGUUAGAUUUCCUCCACGUGUACUCGCAGCCAAUGCUACCGUUGAUGCACCACAUAAAACCGUUAGGCGUUGUGCAGCAAGAAGUGCUGAGGAACACGGCUGUGAGAACGGUGGCGGCACACUUGUCGAGAUCGGAACCGCCGCUAAGGAAGGAGGUGGUGUUUUACAUGCUGGACGCUGAUUCUCACAACUUUAGUAUAAGAAAAGUGCGUGCUAACUGGUACAGGAUCAUCAACGUGGUCGCGGGAGUGAUCGACAUCCUACGGUGGAUAGAGGAUACACGUGGAUGGAAGAAUCCAACGGCCACGAUUCUUGUGCACGCGCUGUUGGUUAUGCUUGUGUGGUUUCCUGAUUUGAUUAUUCCCACUUUUCUUUUUUAUGUUUUUGUUAUUGGCGCGUGGAACUAUAGGUUCCGUGCGCGUGACCCGCUUCCGCAUUUCGAUCCGAAGAUUUCGCUUGCUGAAGUGGUGGACAGGGAGGAGUUGGAUGAAGAGUUUGAUGCAGUGCCGAGUGCGAGAGCGAGUGAGGUGGUGCGUGCGAGGUAUGAUAAGUUGCGCACGCUCGGGGCGCGCGUGCAGACGGUUCUAGGUGAUUUUGCUACGCAAGGGGAGCGCGUGCAGGCGUUGGUGACGUGGCGGGAUCCACGUGCCACGGGAAUAUUUGUGUUUUUGUGUUUGGUGGUGGCUUUGAUAUUGUAUCUGGUGCCUUCGAAAAUGGUGGCUAUGGCUUCGGGGUUCUACUAUCUCCGCCACCCUAUUUUCCGGGACCGGUUGCCGUCGCCGGCGUUGAACUUCUUCAGGAGGUUACCGUCAAUGUCAGAUCGAAUUAUGUAGAUUUUUGGUUCUUUUUUUUUUCUAAAAUGGCAUCGAAAUGAGGUACAAGGUGUGGCAAGUUGUAGAGUAAUGA